ACAGAGUGUGAGACUCGUGUAGUGAUUCAAACAAACACGAAACACACUUUACAGAGAUACAUUGCUGGUGCAUUUGCUGAACAUACGAUGGAGCCUUAAUUUAAACACAUAUUUCUGACAUCUAAACAUAUUUGUUGAUAAUUCAGCUGCUGAAGGCCUCAGGAUUCGUGUUUGUUUUUCCAGGUGAGAAGCGCGAGCGCUUCCUGAAAUCUGCAGCAGGUCCUGGUGGUGGCGCGGUGACUCACGUCAAUCCGCGCAUCUUAUCACGUGACUCGUUGUGCAUGACACAGCAGAGACUCACAGCAUGUGGAGACUCAUGUUACUCUCCACGAUCCACGCACAACUUACCACACGCCCCAUUGAGAGUGAGAACCACUAAUCACGACCACGAGGAGGUUACCCCAUGUGACUCUACCCUCCCUAGCAACCGGGCCAAUUUGGUUGCUUAGGAGACCACUCAGCACACCCUGGAUUCAAACUCACGACUCCAGGGUUGAUAGUCAGCGGCAAUACUCGCUGAGAUACCCAGACCCCUACAGUGGAGUCCACUUGUGAAAAAGCUUCUAUUUUGUGCUUUUGUAAUUUCAAAUAAUAAGUGGCAUCAUGUCUUCUCACCCGCGUCGUGUCCGCCUGAAACCAUGGCUCAUCGCACAGGUGGAUAACGGGACGUUUCCAGGUCUCGUGUGGCUAGACCGUGACGCCAAACGCUUCCAGAUUCCAUGGAAACACGCGACGCGUCACACUCCACAGCAGGAGGAGGAGAACACCAUCUUUAAAGCAUGGGCUGUGGAAACCGGUAAAUAUCAGGAAGGUGUCGACGAACCAGAUCCAGCUAAAUGGAAAGCUCAACUGCGCUGCGCGCUCAACAAGAGUCGAGAGUUUAACCUCAUUUACGAUGGAACUAAAGAAGUGCCCAUGAAUCCACUGAAGAUCUACAAUGUGUGUGAUAUUCCUCAAACACACAGUAACCCAGGUUCAGUCCCGACAUAUGAGACUGACGGUGAUGAAGAUGACGUUCCCGACACCCCAGAGCCCCCUCCUCCAUACCCAUCCCAUGGUAUGAGUUCUCCACUGGCUCCGGUUUGGACUCCUCCUGGUUCCGUCUCGCCGAUGCAGCCACCCAGUUGCCCGCCUCCCGUGGAGAUGUGGCUUAAGAAAGAGCCGCUGGAUGUAGAGAUGCAGGCUCCGCCCAUGGAGCUGCAGACGGCCAUUACGCCGAUGAACACCUUCUUCGAAACGCCAGAGACGUGGAUCAGCUCUCUGCCCAUGACGGAUCUAGAGGUGCAGUUUUAUUACCGCGGUAAAGAGGUGUGUCCUCCGGCCAUCGUGAGUAACCCGCAGGGCUGUCGGCUGUUUUACGGUGAUCUGGGUCCGAUGGUCAAUCAGGAGGAGUUGUUUGGUCCCAUCAGUCUGGAGCAGGUGCGAUUCCCCUCCACCGAACACAUCAACAACGAAAAACAACGUCUGUUCACGGGCCGUUUGCUGGACGUGAUGGACCGCGGUCUGAUUCUAGAGGUUAACGGGCACGAUAUCUACGCCAUACGACUGUGCCAGUGUAAAGUGUACUGGUCCGGUCCCUGCGCCCCCAAUCCAAACAUGCCAAACCUCAUCGAACGCCAACGCAAGGUCAAACUCUUCUGUCUGGAGUCGUUCCUGAGCGGAGUGAUCGCUCAUCAGCGCGGUCAGUCAUCUGAACUGCCUCAAUUUGACAUUCAUCUGUGUUUUGGGGAGGAGUGGCCCGACGGGAGACCCAGAGACAGAAAACUCAUCAUGGUACAGGUCAUUCCAGUGGUCGCGCGUAUGAUCAGCGAGAUGUUUUCAGGCGACUGCACGCGUUCGUUUGACAGUGGAAGUGUCCGUCUGCAGAUCUCGAUUCCAGACAUCAAAGACAACAUCGUAACGCACCUCAAACAACUUUAUCGACUCCUACAGACGCAUCAGGGGCAGGAGAACUGGCCCCUCCCACCUGGAACUGGGACUAACCCGCCAUAGUUAAAUGUUAGCUGAUGCUGAAUAGAAUAUAAUCUGUGGUCACUUUCCAGCAACUGUUGUAGUGAGUUUAGUGUGUAAAUACCGCCGGGUCAAAGUUUCGUGUGUGUAAACGACUGUUAAUCAUCAGCCAAAGCGAGACUCCACGCUUUAAACCUCUCUAAACGAAUAUUUAGCAUCUUCCUAAAUACAGAUGUGCUUUUUAUCAUUGGUUUAGUUUUCUCACGAGCUUUUAAUGAAGUUUCUGAUUAUUAAUGUAUUUUUUACUGCAGAGUUAAUGUAUCGAAUAUUACACAUUUAAUCGUGCUUAAUGUGGUUUUCUGCACUUUGGGGUAAAUAUCAGCUAGUUUUUAACUGUACUAUAUAUCUGACAUUUCAUAAGGACAUUCAUGUAGAUUUGUGCAAUAGCGUUUUUUUUAAAUAAUUUUUUUAUCAAAUAAAAUGAAAGAUGUGCACAUAUAUAAUCUUUUUAAGUAGUUUGUUUUUUUUUGUGAAAAAAAGUUUAAUCAAUAAAAAAGUUUUCUAACAUGUUUCAAGGUAAUAAAAUUAUUUUUUUUUUAAUAAAUAUCAUGAAUUCGAGUCAAAAAUAUCAGGAAGUUUUCUCAUGAUUACACAUGACUUUAAAGUGUUUUGAAAUAUUAAUCUUAUUAUAAACGCAGUUGUUUCGCUGCUUAAUUUUUUUUUAAAGAAUUUAAUUUUAAAAUGAAUUAAAUAUUAUUCUGCACUUCUCAUGCCAACAUUUUUUUUUUUUUUUUAGAAUUUCAGCUUUUAAUGAGAUUUUUUUUUAUUUAUUUUUUUAUUAUUUUUUUUUACAUUGUCUUUUUACUGUCUUCUGAAGGUUACACCACAUGACAUUUUUUACUUUAAGCCCCAAAACAGUAUUUGCCCCCUUCCUUAUAUUUUUGUGUGUUUUUCAUGCUAAAUUGUUUUAGAUCUUCAAAUCAGAAUGAGCUUUAUUGCCAAGUAUGCUUACACAUACAAGGAAUUUGUCUUGGUGACAGGAGCUUCCAGUGCACAACAAUACAACAACGGCAACAAGACAUAGAUAAUAAUAAAAAAUAUACACAUAUGAACAUACACACAUACACAUACGUAGUGCAAUCCAAUACAAAUCUGUUAUGUACAGUGCAAAUGUUUUUUUUUUUUUGUGUGUGGUUUUUUUUCCCAGAGGAAUGUAAUGACAGAAGAGGUUGGAUGUGUUGAAUAAAUAUAAG
Myxocyprinus asiaticus (Chinese sucker) is the source of this 3203-nucleotide messenger RNA. Its product is annotated as interferon regulatory factor 6-like. Bases 604 to 1992 code for a protein of 462 amino acids. NCBI's taxonomy places the organism in Eukaryota, Metazoa, Chordata, Actinopteri, Cypriniformes, Catostomidae. Gene Ontology annotation, cellular component: nucleus. Gene Ontology annotation, molecular function: RNA polymerase II cis-regulatory region sequence-specific DNA binding; protein binding; DNA-binding transcription factor activity, RNA polymerase II-specific. Gene Ontology annotation, biological process: immune system process; regulation of transcription by RNA polymerase II. The record is from RefSeq and is a predicted model, not a curated record. The transcript is spliced from 9 exons.